AGGAAAUGUUACAGGUUAUGAUCGCGCCGCGCCGAACGGACGCGCUUUCCGCCGCUCGCCCUCGCGCUAGAUGAUCGCAAAAGCGCGCGAGAGACCGCCACCACGUGAUCGUGCGCGCCUUCAACGCCGUGGAUACCGCCGAGGAUACCCGUGCGCGUCGCUGGUUGCCGAGCCGCCGUCCGUAAGGAGCCACGAGGAUUCACCGUGUUGUUGGGCUCCCGACUCGCUUUAAUGUUAUCGCCGGUUCCUCGCCCCGCCCACUUGACCGACUGCUUGUCAUGAAGGCGCAAUGUUGGUGCAUCAUAGGUCUCCUGAUUCAUUCUUGCUUCUGCAGACCGACAGUGAACGAUCCGUCCAUUCGCGGUUACUUGACAGAGCGAGUAUGCUGGUGGAACGAGGUCUGCAAGGAGGAGUUCCAGUCGCUGUUCCGGUGCAAGUGCCCGCAGUGGUCCUACUGUCGGAGCCCCGGGCGCUAUUACAACGCCCACUGCUCCAUGACCGAAACCGGCUACAUUUGGACGCAACCCGACCGAGACUGGAGCCUCGCGUCCCCGCCCCCCGCCCCCGCUCCAGCACCCGCCCCCGNCACCAGCCCCAGCUCCCUCCAACGCCACCCAAACCCGCCUUACUUGAAAUCUCAAUUCGCCAUCAACACAAUUUUUUGUGUCGGAAGUGACCAUUAG
Messenger RNA from Bemisia tabaci, 683 nucleotides. RefSeq lists its product as uncharacterized. Lineage: Eukaryota; Metazoa; Arthropoda; Insecta; Hemiptera; Aleyrodidae. The record is from RefSeq and is a predicted model, not a curated record.